CCCACUGACAGGAGCGCCUGGGAAAUGCAGCCUAACAGGGAGGGGAAGCAGGCCAGCGGUCGCCUGGGACGCGAGAUCACAAGGGGCAGGGAGCAGCCUGGGGUGAACACCUUCAGGGCCCUGAUUUUAGUGAUGGUUUCGCAGGUGCGUAUGUAUGAGAUCGCCCAGUUUAAAUGUGUGCAUUUUAUCUGUGUUCCCAAUAACGCCGCAGGGAAAAACACAUGGCAAUCUAAGAAAUCGGAAUCCUGGGGAGUUGGUAAAAUCUGUGAAUUGUGGGUGCUCCAGGCGAGGGGGCAGCCACAGACCACAGCGUGCCCUCUUGCAUUUACCUCAAGAGUGUGUCAAAGUUCUUUCCGGAUUUUACAAUGAUAAAUGUACUUUGAAAAUGUCCAAAUCUGCAAACAUACAUAACAAUUUAAAGGGGCAAACACCCGCAGAGGCGGUGUCAUGGGACCUGAUUAAAUUUCACGCAGUCUCGUCGCACAGCAAACGGCUCAGAUGGAGCAAGUCACAAUUUUUAGGACAAACACGUCUUCCGAAUCCUGUCUUUGAACAUGUCUCAGGUCUAAACAACAACACGGCGCUGAGAGCUGACUUUUCCUUCGCCGGCCCAGUGGAAACACACCCCGCUGAGCUUCUUGGCAGGAAGACAGCUGCCUGCAUCCUGCUGGGGGGCGACCAGAUUUGGUCCCCGACUCGGACGGAAAUUUCCAGAGACUUUUCCCUUCAUCAUCUUUAAUUUGUCAAAUGGGCCUCCUCGCUCUGGUGGCCAGGCUCACACGGCUGCCAGGGCAGGAACUGGCGGGCGUCCCGGGAAGGUCUCAGCCUCGGUGACGACCAGACCCUGCACUCCAUCCGCUUUGUGAGCUCCGGCCGCCUACGUCCCGGGCAGCUGGGACCAGCAGGACUCCGAGGGCUGACACGCUAAUUGGAGUGUGUGUUCACCUCGUUCACCAAAAGAGCGUGUGGCAUCCCAGCCGUGCUCCUGUCUGAAGCACACGCUCCUUCCUCGUCUGACCGUGAAGGAAACUGUGCAUGUGACGGGCGCCUGGACUCCUGAGGUGCUCUAUGCCUGGAGGUCCGUGUUAAUGAGUCCGUUUGGGGUGAGAUUCGGUUCUACCACUGCUGCUCCUGACCUUGGGGACAUAAUUUAUUCUCUCUGGGCCCCAACCUUCCCUCCCCUGCAGUUGAGGGUUCCCUUCAAGUUGAGCAUUCUAGGGCUCCUUGGACCCUGAUUUGGUGAUUUAUAAAGUUAAAAAGAAGGGACGGCUUAUUUUCUAUGACAUAAAAGUUGCAAAACAAAAAACACCGGCAGGGGUGAGUCUUACGUGGGUCCCUGCAGCUUUGUUUCCAGGGAGAACAAGUGAGACCUCUCCCAGCGAGAACUGGGCAGCCGUGUCGGAGUCACAGGUCUGCCGUCUGGGCACGGGCUGGAGCGGAGCUGCCCGGGGCUGCUUCAAGCAGAGGCAGGAGAUUUGACGUGAACUCCGGGGUGAAGGACGCGGUUUGAGAAUGACUCCCGGUCCUGGGACAGGACAGACACUGAGGAUGGACUGCUGGAGGAGGCAAGGCCCUGCCCCAGGCCUGGCAGCUGAGCCCAGCUGGAUUCCUGUGAUCUUAUUUGGGCAGGAGGCUGCACUGCACGGACUCUGGGUUUGCUGGCCCAACCACCUUCCCCCUACCAUUUGGUAACUACCCUGAUUUUGGCUGGGUUUCCACCCUCCCCCAAGCAGCCCAUGUUGGGGACACUCACCCCUCGCCAGCAAGGGUGGUGCUCUGAUUAGCUGAAUCAGAAUUGCCCUCCCACUGGCCCCAGGUUCAGGAGUGGGCUUCCACCUCAACCACAGGGCAGUUUCAUGGUCUCUACUGGUAAGUCUGGGAUAGUAGCUUGUUCUCUCUCUCCCUCCCAGUGUGGUGUGUGGGUGUGAAGCCUGGAACUACUGCAGCUACUUUGACACCAUGAGGGAAGCUGCCCUGAGGAUAAGACUGACAGGUGGAGGACUGCAUAAACAGAUAUUUGUUGAGAUGCGACUGGAAACCUGAUCACACCUGAAGCCUGCCCUACCUCUGGACUGUCUAGUUACGAGAGUCAAUACGUAUUAACAAAUUCAUGUUCAAGCCAGUUGGAGUUGGGCAUUCUGUUUCUAGAAAAUUAAAGUGUCCCGUCUGACACCAGCCCUGGGAAGUACAUUUUCUAGAACUGGAGAAAACUCAGAUUGUGGAAGUUGACUUUGUAUUGGUUCAUUCCUACAAAGGACAGCCACAUAAUAAUAAGGUGACUGGCCCCAGAGUGGGAAGCAUCUGCUGUGUGACAGGCACGGUGCCACAGUCCUCACAGGCAGUGACUCACUUCAUCUUCCCUGCAGUGUCAUGAGAUCAGAACUAUCAUCACCUCCAUCUUCAGAGGAGGAGACGAGCCUGGAGAAGACGCUGGGCCACUUGUGGGUCCCCAGCCAGGAGGGAGUGCCAGGCGCCAAGGGGUCUCCAUGUCCAGCCCCUGCACAGGUGCCCAGGCCGCACACACGUCGGGGGAGAGCCCGCCGGGCCAGCCUCGCCUCUGUGGGCCAGCUCUCGUCUUCCUCCAGCAGCUUCCCUGUCUUCAGCGCUCCCUGUGGUCUUCAGAGCUCCUGCCAUCUGAACCCAUUCCGGCAUCCGGCUGCAGUCUUUGCUGCGCCGGAGCCACUCAGCCCACGUUCACCCUGCGUGAGCACAUCCUGUCUCAGCCCAGGGGACUAUUUCCAGAAGGCGUGCAGAGAUCCUGCCGUGACCAUCUGACAGCGACAGCAACAGUCACAGCUUCUAUUUCCAUCCUUUUUCUGAGGGAGAGAGAAAACCACCAAAUGCUGGUGCUUCACGGGAGAAGGAGGGCUUGGCCACCGGGGGGGUGGGGGGGCGGGCGGGUCUGCAGGGGGCAGUUUCCUAAACACUCUGAGGGCCUGGUGCUCCGGACACUGGCCAGAGGGAUGGCUUCUCCCUCUUCUGUCUGUCCUCCUGAUACUGCGCACUGGACGCCCAUCAGGGAUGUGAGAGGCAGCGAGGCAGACCUGUCCUGCGGGCUUCCGCAUGAUGACAGGGGCCCCAAGGACGACGAGGGCAGCGGGAUGGCAGGGGCCCCGCUCAGCGGUCGACGAGGGGCAGCGCCUUUCCAGAAGCGGCACCGGCCCGCUCGUCCCCAUGCGCUGCUCCGCGAGGCGACGACACCUCCGGGCGUGGGGCACACAUUCGGCCGUUACGUCUCCGUUGCCCUUUCUGUGCGCCGUGGGAAGCCCCCGCCUCCUGGGCCUCAUUUCCGAACAAAGAGGAGAAAGAAGGGCCGGCGCGCACAGCCGCCCCGCCGCGCCAGCCGCUCCGGAAAGAAACCCGCCUCCCGCGGGCGCCGGUGGAGACGCCGCGCCUCCGUGUCCAGCGAUCAUCGCUUUGGGGUCAGGGCCUUACAGGCAAGCAGCGUGCACCCCCUUAGCCUCAGGUUCCCCAAAUGCGUUUGAGCAGGGACACGCCUUCACCUCCGGGUGCCCGUGGGGACCCGUUUUCCAGGCGACACCUGGUGGCAAAGACUGGGUCGCGCACGGUCUGCAGGAGGCGGCGGGACGGGAGCCUGGUUCACAGAAUUUUGUGCAGAUCCGCGGAACUGAAGUGGCGAUCAGCGCGCGGCGGAGCGCAUCAGGCCUUGGGCGCUCGCUGCUGAGCCUGACGACCCCAUGCACACGCGCACCACCGUCCAAUUCCAGGAACAGACUUCCAGCCAACCCCGCCCCAGCGACGAGCAUCCUCGUUUCCUCCCCUGGGUGGGCUUUCCAGGUUCCCGCCGUGGGAGACGCGCGCUGCAUUCCAGCGCUCCGCGCCGCGCUGGUCCGUCGGCCCCGGCCAUCUCCGAGAGGCUGCGUGGACCGUCUUCAUCGCGGCCGACGGAAAUACAGCUGCCGUCUGCGAUCUCGGCGAGCGGGGCUCCGCACUGCGCAUGCUUCUUCUUCUUCAUCCGGCGCAGGGCGGGGGGCUCGCCUACUCCUGAGUCCCAGAGGACCUGUCCCCUAAAAGCCCUGAGCCGCGGGCGGGGGGGCAGGCACCCCCGCCGUUCUGCCUCGUCCUCCGCAAAGCUGGUGUGCCAGAGCCCCCCGGGGGACCCCGCGGGGAAGGCUUGUUGACAGUGCGGCUCCGGGCCUGGGAACCUGCAUUUCAGGCCUCCCACCCCUCCUUGCCCCAGACGCACCCUGUGUGACCCGCUUCUGGCUCCUGUGACUGCGAGCGUGUGGGCAGCAGAGAUCUGAACUGCCCCACCCCCGUGUGGGAGGGGCGGCGUCGCUCAGACACACUGCGGGGAGCCAGACCUCGUUCUCUGAGCCCGGGGCCUGACCUCAGUGCCCUCGCCGUGACAGGCAGACGCCCAACGUCUCUCCAUGGAGACGGACCCCUUGGUGUCCCCCUGAGACAGGCAGACACCCCAACAUCUCUCCAUGCAGAUCGACCCCUCGAUGUCCCCCUGAGACAGGCAGACACCCCAACGUCUCUCCAUGGCAGACGGACCCCUUGGUGUCCCCCUGAGACAGGAAGACACCCCAACGUCUCUCCAUGGCAGACGGACCCCUUGGUGUCCUCCUGAGACAGGCAGACACCCCAAGUUCUCUCCAUGCAGACAGACCCUUUGGUGUCCCCCUGAGACAGGCAGGCACCCAACAUCUCUCAAAGACAGACAGACCCCUCAGUGUCCCCCUGAGACAGGCAGGCACCCCGGUGAACCCCUGCACAUAGAGUCCCGACACCCACUGCCACAGAUCGGCCCCCAUGGAGUCCUCUUUCAGGCACAAACGGAAGCUGGCUCCUGGCAAGAGGGACCCUCCCACAGGGGACGGGGUGGCGGCUCUGUGGGUCGUCGUGGUGAGAUGUGAGUGAGACAGGGCCUUGAAGUUUGGGGUGAGUGUGAAUCCUCGUACCCCCCACCCCACCAAGUGCCCUGCCAAGCCUGGGCCACUGGGUUUGCAGAAAUGUACGAGGCCCUUGGUUUUCUGCUUGUCCCUGGCCCUCAGCUCUGGGGAAUGCACAGCGGGGGGCUGGGCGAGGAUGGGUGGUCUCAGGAUGGGGGCCCCUAGGGGAGGGAGGGAACAGGGUUUCUUCCCUGUGAAUUCCAGGCUGGGAGCAGGCAGCACAUAACCAGCCACUUCCUGUGCCCCCCUUGGUGCAUCCCGACUGAGCCCAGCUUGUCCGUCCGUCUGUCCAGGCCAGCCCUGUGGCUGGGCACUGUGAACGGGGCUUUGGGGUCAUUGCUGGGCUUCUCUGCAAUCGAUGGGGAGUCUUUCGUGCUGAUUUACAUUUCAGACACAGCGCUUCCAUUGAUCCCCGGCCCCUCACGCAGCGCCCGAGUCGCGCCUGUCCCGUAUCCCAUUAGCUAAUUGUGUCUUGCGCCAUCCUCCAUCUGCUGGAAAUGUAAGCUGGCUGGGUUCUCCACCUUCCACAAGUGGCAGUGUCUUUUUGUCCCUUGUUCCUGUCCUCCUCUCUUCGACGACAAGAAAGCUCCCUCCCCAUUCCUGGAGACCCCCGCUCACUUUUUGCCCCCCUGCCCCUUCCAGGAAAGCAGGUCCCACUCCUUGCGCUGACUGUGAUAGAGCUCAGCUCUAACCCCCAAGACAAAGGACCGGAAUCCACCCGUGCCUGGGGAGUCCUGUGGGGGCCUGUGGGGUCUUUGGGCUUGUUAGGUGGUGGAGCAGCUUGGCUGGGAUCUCUGGGACAAGGAGGAAGCUUCCUGGUUUCAUGGGUCCUGGGCUGCAGAUUUGUCUUGUUGGCAUCAGGGCAGGAGGGCUGGUGGGGCCCCUGGAGCCCCGCUGGGCCCUCUGCUCAGGCUGGUCAGCCUUUCCGGUGGGGUGGGAUGCCCCUUGCAUCCCCCAGGGGCUGGUCCAGAGCCUGGAACGAGAGAUGAUGUCCUGGGACUCCACCCCGCAAAGGGGCCUGAUGUGAAAUGACCAAAAGUAAACACAUUGUCUCUGCCCCCGGUUCCUGCCUCAGAGCUCCUGAAAUCCCUGUGCUUUCCUGGGUGAUGGGAGUGUCUUUUGUCCUAGUGAGGUGAUCCUGGGUGGGCUCCUCGGUGGAGCCAUGAUCCAGAGAGGGGAGAGGGGCUGGAAAUGGAGGUAAGGGUUGAUCAUGUCGACGUGAGGAAGCGUCCAUAAAACCCCAAUAGCACGGGGUUCAGGGAGCUUCCAGGCUGGUGAGCACAUCCAAAUACCUGCAGGGUGACACCCCAUCUCCAAGGGGACAGAAGCUCCUAGCUCAAGACCCUCUUGGAUCUCACCCUGUGUGUCUCUGCAUCUGGCUGUUCUUCUGUAUCCUUUAUUCUAUAGUAAACCAGUAAACACAGAUGUUUCUCUGAGUUCUGGGAGCUGCUCUAGCAAAUUAAUUGAACCGAGGAAGGGGUCGUGGGAACCUCCGAUUUGUAGAGGGUCCUUCAGAAGCACAGGCGACAACCUAGGCUUGCAAUUGGCGUCUCAAGUGGGGAGCAGUUUUGUGGGGCUGAGCCCUUAACCUGCGGGAUCCGCUGCUAUCUACUCCACAGGCAGAUGGUGUCAGAACCGAAUUGAAUUGUAGGGCACCCGGUGGUGUCGGAGAAUUGCUUAGUGUGGGCGAAACCCCGACCUUUGGGGUGGGAAAUGUCACAGGCGCAGUGUUCUGUGCGCGGGUGAAGGAGGAGCACAGAGUGUCCCAGCCUGGGCUCCCUGAGGAUGCGAGACCGAGGGUCAGUUCCAGCCUCUCAGACUGGAUCAGAUUGGGCCGGACGCAGGGCCACACAUUAAGGCUUUUUGCACGACUCCAAAUGUCCCCUGGUGAGUCAGCACCUCGUGUGCUGGGAGCUCUGCCGUCGUCCUUGCUUCUUCCGGUAAAGUGGAUCUGUGAGCUGGAUCAGCAUCUCUGACGGCCUUUGUGGGCCAGGAGAACUGCAGCGUGACCCCACCGCUGCGUAGUAGGGGGCGGACUGCCUUCCUGCCAGAGCCUGGCUGGCUGUGUUUCCCUCUUAGAUGCAGAAAUGCGCGCACAGUCUGCUGCCCUCAUGUCUCUGCCAAGGCGACUUUCUCCCCGAGUGGAGCUCUGCCCAAAGGGACAGCACAGGGGGACAGGCACCGUCCUCCUGCUCGGCAGCCCCAGUGGGCGGGGGAAGCGGCUUUCCAGAAUCGGAGGCUUCAGGGGCAGGCUGGGUGCCCGAAAGCACAGGCCUGUUCAGAGGACACCCCACUGGCCCCUCCCGGGAGACCACAUGCCCGCCCGCCUGCCCUGCCUUCCUCCUGGGCUGUGGUCCUAAAUCUCCCCAGACAGGGUGGAGCUGCCCCGGGAGGGCUCCUUGGAGGGUCUCCUUGCAGACGCCCCUGCUCAUUAGCUGCCCCCAGACCUCCCCCAGCACCCCUUCCUCCCCUAAGGCUGGGGGAGCCCGGGCCCCCCACCCACUGGCUCUGCUCAGAGUCCCCAGCUCUGGGCCCGCCAGCUGUGCCCACCUCUCCCCUGGGACCAGCAAGUGAUUUGCACCUUUUUCAGGUGAGAAGGGGCAGCUGUGGCCUGUUCCCAGGGGAAUUUCUCAGAAUCAGAAGCCUUUCCCAAACUCAGUUCAAUAGGAAUUGAAGAAACUCAAUUCGACACGUGGCUUUGGGCUCCUGCCUAGUGUGGGAACCUGGGAGCUAGGGGUGAGGGUCCUGCCAGCAGACACCCUGGGACCCCCGGGGCCCAGGCUGCCAGGACACACGAGGGGCUGAUGGGGUGUGGGGCCCCCUGACCCCCAAGGGCCCUCCUACCUUCCUGGGCGCCCUCCGUAAAAACUGGGAAAUAUUCUUUGUAACAACCGUGCUGACGUGAAGACCAACGUAUUAAUACUAUAAAUGAAAAUAUUACUUCAA
This is a messenger RNA of Equus caballus (horse), 7865 nucleotides long. NCBI's taxonomy places the organism in Eukaryota, Metazoa, Chordata, Mammalia, Perissodactyla, Equidae. The record is from RefSeq and is a predicted model, not a curated record.